UUUACAACAACUGACUUUUAUUUCAACAAGAAGCUUUAUUUACUCUAUAUGGAGUUUGAGAAAAAAGGUCAAGAUUUUUCUGUGAUCCCAAAAGAGCAUGAAGUAGAAGAAUACAUUAGAGGUUGUUGUUGUGAUGCAAAUGUAGCUUGGAACAAAGUUGAUCAUGUGUUAUUCUCGAUUUAUGUCGAUCAGGGAAAAUCUAAAUUGGGACAUUGGGUUUCGGGUGUCUUUACCUUCAGUGAUUGGUGUACCCAUGUGUACGACUCCCAACGUGAUUCAAAAAAUGAAAAACUUGUUAUGAAAAUUCUGUUAUCUUACAAAACAUUGCUACCAUACUUUCUAGAAAAAUCCAAAUUCAAUGCUAAGAGGGGGAUUGACAAAACUCAAAGUGAUGCUUUGCUGAUAAAUCUGGUUGAUAACCUGCCACAACAAAUCAAUAGUGAUUGUGGAGUUUUUGUUGCUGUCUUUACUGAUUAUUUCGUGCAUGGUAAAGAAAUCGAAAAAGACAAUAUUGACAUUGAGAUACAUCACACCAAGUAUGGAUCCCUAUUGUGGGAUUAUGGAAGAAAAAAACAAAAGGCCGAUGCAACUAGCGGGACUAAAGAAGUUACUGGCAGAUGGUUCGGGAGGAAGAAGAGGAAACGUGAGGAAAAGUAAGGGGCUACAUAUAAUUGCUUUUUGAAUUUUACUUAGAUGUUUUGAAGCGGUAAUGUAAAGUAUAUACAAUGUGAUUUUUAGAAGGGGAUUUGACUAAGCUGUUUUGAUGCAAUACUGUAAAG
Lycium barbarum (goji berry) is the source of this 779-nucleotide messenger RNA. RefSeq lists its product as uncharacterized. The record is from RefSeq and is a predicted model, not a curated record. The coding region runs from base 49 to 657 and encodes 202 amino acids. Gene Ontology annotation, molecular function: cysteine-type peptidase activity. Gene Ontology annotation, biological process: proteolysis. The transcript is spliced from 2 exons. NCBI's taxonomy places the organism in Eukaryota, Viridiplantae, Streptophyta, Magnoliopsida, Solanales, Solanaceae.